AUGAUGGCACCAACAGCCGACCGCGUUGCUAGCAUCAUGCUGUCGUGGCACUCGCUGGAGCUCGUCAACUUCAAUACCCUACAGACCCUGUGGGCAGGAUACGGACAAAUAUGUGCCAUCACUGCCAGAGCUUCCACCGACAGCGCAGCAGAGAAACUGGACAAGCUUUGUGGGACCGAAAAUGGUGCCGCUGGGUCAACCUAUCCUCUUAUCCUGAAGCUCAUCUCGCCCCCAACCAAAAGCGGGAGCAAACAAGAUGAAGGACAUCUUCGAAAGAUGCUAAGUUAUGAAGUGGAGCAGCAUUUCUAUAACCACUUGGUCCCAUUGUUGGGUGAAGACAUCGGUAUUGCCAAAUGUCUUGCCUCGACCAAAGGCAUGGACGGCCAGGAUGGCGAGCAAGAACUCAACGGUCUCAUGGCCACAAUCAUGGUCAAUCUGCGCCAAAGCUACCCAGUUGCAGGCGAGAAGAGGAGCUCAUUAGACCGCGCACAAGUGCAUGGGUCGUUGGACUGGCUGGCCCGCUUUCAUGGCCGCACGCGGGAUCUGCUGCAACAGGGCCUGGACCUUGGUACUCACGUCUUGCCACCUCUGGAUGAAUUAGUAAGACGGCAGAAGGUAGAAAACAACACGGCCAAUGGACUGUGGCUCAAUGGAGGAUACACAUACCUCGCAACACGGCGUACAGAGUACGAGUCUCUUUUCGAGGACGCCAACUCCGAGUGGUCCGAACUGCUGUGCGAACCUUUCGAGGGAUCCUCAUUAUCCGUGGCGGAGAUGGCUGCAUUAUUCUUGAUGCCAUCUGGGAGGCCAGUGGAGUCGUAUAUUCACGGAGACGUCAAGUCAGAGAAUCUCUUCACGAAUCGCACCGGAGAGAAGGUCGCGUUCUUUGACUUUCAAUAUGUUGGACUGGGUCUCGGGGUCUGUGACCUCGCCAAACUGUUCACCUGCUCAGUGCCUCUCCAUAUGCUAGUUGACGAUGUGGAGUAUCUGCCGGUGGAAAUUGCGAUGUGUGAUGGGGAAAGGCGUCUUCUGAGGCAUUACCGAAAGAGUCUUCUCUCGGAUGACCUAUUAUAUGACUGGGACACAUUCAAACUACACUGGGAAACGGCCCUGGUAGACUGGUGUAGGUUCCAGGCAUCUUGGGGCUUCUGGGGAAACACGGAGUGGCUUGAGGCUCGUGUGAGAUCAAUCAUGGGUGACCCGGAGUGGAGGAAUUGGCUGCGUCGAAAUUCCAGCAAUGAAAGCAGUAGAUGA
Molecule: messenger RNA, 1254 nt
Organism: Penicillium nucicola
Lineage: Eukaryota; Fungi; Ascomycota; Eurotiomycetes; Eurotiales; Aspergillaceae
Exons: 1
Coding region: 1-1254 (417 amino acids)
Source: RefSeq, a predicted model, not a curated record